UUAGGUCCUGAGAUCAUGAGCAAGCUGGCUGGUGAGUCUGAGAGCAACCUGAGGAAAGCCUUUGAAGAAGCAGAGAAGAAUGCUCCUGCCAUCAUCUUCAUUGAUGAACUGGAUGCCAUUGCUCCUAAAAGAGAGAAGACACACAGAGAGGUGGAACGUCGCAUUGUGUCUCAGCUGCUGACUGUUAUGGAUGGACUGAAACAGAGAGUACAUGUGAUCGUUAUGGCAGCCACCAACAGACCAAACAGCAUUGACCCAGCUCUCAGGCGAUUUGAUUGUUUUGACAGAGAGGUAGAUAUUGGUAUCCCAGAUGCCACUGGGCGCUUGGAGAUUCUGCAGAUUCGCACAAAAAAUAUGAAACUGGAUGAUGAUGUGGAUCUGGAACAGGUGGCAAACGAGACCCAUGGCCAUGUUGGCGCUGACUUGGCUGCUCUUUGCUCAGAAGCCACUCUUCAGGCUAUCAGAAAGAAGAUGGAUCUCAUAGACCUAGAAGAUGAAACCAUUGAUGCUGAAGUGAUGAACUCACUGGCUGUGACCAUGGAUGACUUCAGGUGGGCUCUGAGCCAGAGCAACCCUUCUGCUCUUAGGGAGACAGUGGUGGAGGUGCCACAAGUUACCUGGGAAGAUAUUGGGGGUUUAGAAGAUGUAAAGAGAGAACUCCAGGAACUUGUACAGUAUCCUGUGGAACACCCAGACAAAUUCCUCAAAUUUGGCAUGACCCCAUCUAAAGGGGUUCUGUUCUAUGGGCCACCUGGUUGUGGUAAGACACUCCUGGCCAAAGCCAUUGCUAAUGAAUGCCAGGCAAACUUCAUUUCCAUCAAGGGGCCAGAAUUGCUCACUAUGUGGUUUGGUGAGUCUGAAGCCAACGUGCGUGAGAUCUUUGACAAAGCUUGCCAAGCAGCCCCAUGUGUGCUCUUCUUUGAUGAGCUGGACUCCAUCCCCAAGGCCCAAGGUGGGAAUAUCGGUGAUGGUGGUGGUGCUGCAGAUCGUGUCAUCAACCAGAUUCUGACCGAGAUGGAUGGCAUGUCCACCAAGAAAAACGUCUUCAUCAUUGGUGCCACCAACAGGCCAGACAUCAUUGACCCAGCCAUCCUGCGCCCCGGCCGCCUGGAUCAGCUCAUCUGCAUCCCCCUGCCUGAUGAGAAGUCCCGGGUUGCAAUUCUUAAGGCAAAUCUGAGGAAAUCACCAGUUGCCAAGGACGUUGACCUGGAUUUCUUAGCUAAGAUGACCAUUUCGGGGGCUGACCUGACAGAAAUUUGCCAGCGUGCCUGCAAACUGGCCAUCCGCGAAUCCAUCGAGAGUGAGAUCAGGCGAGAGCGUGAGAGGCAGACCAACCCUUCUGCCAUGGAGGUGGAGAAGGAUGACCCAGUCCCUGAGAUACGCAGGGAUCACUUUGAGGAAGCCAUGCACUUUGCUCGCUGCUCUGUCAGUGACAAUGACAUCAGGAAAUAUGAGAUGUUUGCACAGACCCUGCAGCAGAGCCGUGGCUUUGGCAGCUUCAGGUUCCCAUCAGGCAACCAGGGCUGUACUGGUCCGAGCCAAGGUACAGGAGGUGGCAGCGGGGGCAACGUGUACAGCGAAGACAAUGACGACGAUAUCCAUGGUUAA
This is a messenger RNA of Melospiza melodia melodia, 1608 nucleotides long. Its product is annotated as transitional endoplasmic reticulum ATPase-like. Lineage: Eukaryota; Metazoa; Chordata; Aves; Passeriformes; Passerellidae. The coding region runs from base 16 to 1608 and encodes 530 amino acids. The transcript has 10 exons. Gene Ontology annotation, biological process: retrograde protein transport, ER to cytosol; autophagosome maturation; mitotic spindle disassembly. The record is from RefSeq and is a predicted model, not a curated record. Gene Ontology annotation, molecular function: ATP hydrolysis activity; polyubiquitin modification-dependent protein binding; ATP binding. Gene Ontology annotation, cellular component: nucleus; VCP-NPL4-UFD1 AAA ATPase complex; cytosol.